ACAGCACGUGGCACUAUGAGCCAUUAUAUGGGUGAUCACAGGUGGUUUCAUAUCACUUCUGUAUCCAAUACCCAACAAUAGAAGUACAUUUCAGAAGUCUUCUUUUCAGACCCAGAGGCUUUUCAUCACACUGACAACAUAGUAGCGCGAAUUGCUCUCAGAGAAGGCUGCGAUACCUGUGAGCAGAAAGAACGGACAUUGAAAACCUAAUUUUUCUGCAUUUUUGGAGGCGAUUUGCGCGCAAGGGGUGGAGUGUUUCUGGUCCUGCGCUCUUUUAGCACUGUCUGUUAGUUUAGUGCUGUCUGUCUACGCGUUUUUGACUUGUGAUAGGCUAUUCAUCGGGAGAGCCCCGGUGUUGGAUCUGCUGGUGUACGGACACAAUUCGACCAUCACUGAUUUAUUGACCAACUGCGUUGAUUUAGGCAGUAGGUGGCAACCUCAGGUCACGUGAUGGCGCUGACAGUGAACCUGAUUGGUCCGUCUCCAUGGGGGUUUAGAAUAUACGGAGGAAGGGACUUCAAGAAGGCGAUAACCAUUUCCAAGGUCAACGGGGGCAGCAAAGCCGAGCUGGCUGCCCUACAGCCUGGUGAUGUCAUCCUGGAGAUCAAUGGAGAGAACACAGUGGACAUGCUCAAUGUGGAGGCCCAGAACAAGAUCAAAAACUCCAAGACUCAACUGCAGCUGCUGGUGGAGAGGCCUGAGCCCCCCAGCCCUGAACAGACCAAUGGAACUACCACCCCAGAAAAGCUCACUGGACGCUUCCAGGAAGCGGUGCUGGUGAGUCGAGAUGAGAACCAGAACUACAGAGCGUACUCUAUCUCCAGCCCAGCCUCCCUGUCACCUGGACCCUACUCACCUGAGCCCCCUUCCAGCCCCGAGGGGAAGAGAGAGAGCACCAAGAGCAUCCAGCUGUGUUCGUGGUCUCCAGAAGAGAAGACGUCUAGUUACAAGCUGUCCAGACCACUGUCGCAGGAGUUAUCCUCUUCAGACUUCAGGAGUAACUCUGUGUCCAGUCGAACGCCCACCCCUCCAGGAUGCUACUCGCCCAAUAGCCCUGUCGACUGCGAGCUGUCUGUCUCCCCCAGGCGCAGUUCCAGCUCUGACUUUACCAUGCAGAGGUUUGACCGGGAUUCAGAGGUCUACAAGAUGAUCCAGGAGAACAAGGAGUCUCGCACGGCUCCUCGACAGUCCAACACCUUCCGCAUGCUGCAGGAGGUUCUGGAGGCCGAUGAGAAGGAGGCAGCUGUGCGGUUCCCAGGGCUCUCCCCCAAAACCACCCCCCCAAAACCAACAUCUCCCGGGGGUGGAGUCCCCAAGUACCACACCUGUGAGAAGUGUGGCAUCAGCAUUGUCACACAGGCGGUGCGCAUCAUGGACGACCGCUUCCGCCACCCAGAGUGCUACACCUGUUCUACACCAGAGUGCGGUCUCAACCUGAAGAUGCGAGGUCACUUCUGGGUGGGAGAGGAGAUGUUCUGUGAGAAGCAUGCCCACGAGAAUUACCAGGGCCUGGGCACUGCCCCACGUGCCACCAUCUCGCCCCGCCACUGAGGCUCCGUGACACCAAGCUUCCCCUCCCCUGGACCUCUGAGGGCUGGCACCCCACCUCUUACUGACUCACAGCGAUAGACCAUGGGCUAGGGAACAGGAGUGGGAGCUUCAGAUGUUGCAGCAUUUCUAUAGCAUUUAACUAUACUCUGCAG
Molecule: messenger RNA, 1703 nt
Organism: Oncorhynchus gorbuscha (pink salmon)
Lineage: Eukaryota; Metazoa; Chordata; Actinopteri; Salmoniformes; Salmonidae
Product: PDZ and LIM domain protein 2-like
Exons: 10
Coding region: 451-1551 (366 amino acids)
Biological process (GO): actin cytoskeleton organization; muscle structure development; heart development
Cellular component (GO): filamentous actin; Z disc; adherens junction
Molecular function (GO): muscle alpha-actinin binding; actin binding
Source: RefSeq, a predicted model, not a curated record